Molecule: messenger RNA, 2700 nt
Organism: Zingiber officinale
Lineage: Eukaryota; Viridiplantae; Streptophyta; Magnoliopsida; Zingiberales; Zingiberaceae
Product: pentatricopeptide repeat-containing protein At5g15300-like
Exons: 4
Coding region: 58-1656 (532 amino acids)
Biological process (GO): RNA modification
Molecular function (GO): protein binding; RNA binding
Source: RefSeq, a predicted model, not a curated record
GGGCCGGCUAAUAUCUAUAUAUUUUCCCGAUUUCGAAUAGAUGUAGUCUUGUAUUUAAUGAGGACCGCCGUCGCCUCCUCCUCCUCCUCGUACUCACUGGAACAAGUCGCUCUGCUGCUGGAGAAAUGCUGCACCAUGAACCACCUUCUCCAGCUUCAAACCCUAGUCGUAAAGUCCUCCUUCGCCACCGACAGUUUCAUCCGCCUCUACGCCAAGCUUCUCACCCUCGCCGCCCUCCGCUCCUGGGGCUGCCUCCACCACGCUCGCUGCCUCUUCUCCGCCGCUCCGCCCUCCGCCCUUCCCCUGCUCUGCGACCCCAUGAUUCGCGCCUUCUCCCGAAGCAUCUUCCCGCUCGCCGCGCUCCCCGUCUACUCCCUUAUGUGCCGCCGCCGCAUCCCCCCGUCCCCCUUCACCUUCCCCUUCCUCCUCAAGGCUUGCUCCCGCGCCGCAUCCUCUCUCUUCUCCCACUCGGCCUCCGCCAUCCACUCCCGCAUCCUCCGACUCGGAUUCGACUCCGAUCCCUUCGUCCGCAACUCCUUGAUGACUCUCUACUCCCAGUUCGGUAUCCGUGACGCCCGCAAGCUCUUCGACGAAAUGUCCCAGAAGACAAUCGUCUCGUGGAAUGUCAUGCUGGCCGCGUACCUCCGGAUUGGGGACCUCAGCGCGUCCGAUGAGCUCUUUCGCUUGAUGCCGCAGAAGAAUGUUUCCUCAUGGAACAGCAUGAUCACGCGGUACGUCCGUGCGGGUGACAUGGCUUCCGCGAGUAGAGUCUUUCGUGAGAUGCCGCAGAAGGAUGCCGUCUCGUGGAACUCCAUGAUUUCAGGAUACAUCCGUGAGAAGAAUUAUGGGCGUGCCUUGGAUUUGUUCAAGCAAAUGCAGUCCAUCAAUGUGAAGCCGACGGAGAUGACGGUUGUGUCUGUUCUCGCUGCAUGUGCGGAAACUGGUCAACUGGAUCUUGGUCGUGAGGUGCAUUUCUAUGUGUGGAAGAAUGAUUAUCGAAUUGAAGGGUACGUGGGUAAUGCUCUGUUAGACAUGUAUGCCAAAUGCGGAAGCUUGAAUAUGGCCUGGAAACUAUUUGACGAAAUGCGCCUGAAGCACGUAACCAGCUGGAAUGCAAUGAUUGUGGCUUUGGCCGUUCAUGGGCAGUCAGAGGAAGCUCUAAAUCUAUUUGCCUCGAUGGAGAGGGAAACAAGCCAUGAAGGUACAAGGCCAAACCAUGUCACUUUUGUAGGAGUUUUGAUUGCUUGCAGGCACAAGGGACUUGUAAAAGAGGGACAGGUUUAUUUCAAGAGAAUGAUCGAGGAGUACAAGAUUGAGCCAAACCUAAAACACUUUGGUUGCAUGGCUGAUCUGCUAAGCCGGUGCGGUUUGAUACAAGAAGCGUAUCAAAUGAUCAAGGAGAUGCCAGUCAAAGCAAAUGCAGUGCUAUGGAAGACAGUUCUCAGUGCUUGUAAGGUCUAUGGGAAUGUUGAAUUGGCAGAGAGUGCCUACACAGAACUUGCCAAGUUGGGAGCACCGAGUGAGGCAGAGUAUGUUAUAAUGUCAAACAUCUAUGCAAAUGCUGGAAGGUGGGCUGAUGUUGGACGCCUGAGAACUGGAUUGGUAGGUUGCAGCAUCGCAAAGCCUCCCGGUUGUAGUACGAUUGAACUGAUUUAAGAGGAUAGCUUCAAAGUAUUGUGAUUGUCGUGCCGUUUUACAGCCUGAUUUCUUGGUCUGGUAAUAGCAGCCAGCUGAGAUAUCCAAACAGAAUUGAUAGAAACAAAAACAUAAAUGUUUGGCUUGGUGGGAUACAGAAUUUGCACUUCCACAUUUAAUCCAGGGAUCCUAUCUUUGGUAAUCUAUGCAGAGUUUUUGCUGGCUGGUUUAUGUUCUGAAGGUGUUUAAAGAAUGAUUUCGUCUAAAAGAUGAGAAAACGGAAUGGUAUGAAUGAUGUGGAUGAAAUAUUGAUCAAGUUGUCAUGCCUCAGAGUGGGAAGGUUAAAAUGGAUUUUGGAAGUGGGCCUUGCAACCUUGCAUUUUUGAAUAGUUGUAAGUGCAAGAACUAGUUAUUUAUGAUUUCAAUUUUCAAUGGUUGUACUUUGAUGGAUAUAUAUCUGAGUCUUGGCAAAAAAUGUGUGAAGAUUACUCCUGAAUCUAUGAUUCUGCAAUACCUAACUCUGCAACAUAAGAUGUAUGUGAUUUUGAACGAUGAUGACGAUGUGCUCAAUAUGAUACAUUUUCAUAUGUGUAAGAAACUCAACAUGAUUGAUUUGAGGGUAGAGAGCAGAAACGAACAUGUCGACGACAACUUAAAUUUAGGGAGGUAACAUAUAUUAUAUUCGUCUUCAUAUUGUGGUUUUGAUAAUAUUAUAUGUUACAUCUAGCACUUGACUUUGAACGAUGAUGAUGAUGUGCUCAAUAUGAUACAUUUUCAUAUGUGUAUGAAGCUCAGCAUGAUUGAUUUGAGGGUAGAGAGCAAAAAUGAACAUGUCGACGACAGCCUAAAUUUGGGGAGUUAAGUUGACACUAUUAAUCGCAUCAAACUGGUAUGGGUCGAGGAGGAACAAACACAGUCAAGGAGUGAUGAGGAGAUCGAAUAAGCCCCGUUGCCAAAUACUAUAGAUGCUUGGAUUAACUGCAUCCAUGGAGAAAGGAAAAAUUUUAAGGAUGUUGCUGAUUUUAGAAGACGUGUUAAAAACUAUGCUAUUGCUACAAGACGUUC